GCCAUUCACUCGCGUUCGUCUGAAGAAAUGUCAACUAGACGCUAUACUAAAAGCCAAUACAGCAAAAAGGAACAUGCAGGUACUUGUAGCGAAAGUCAUUUUCGAAUUGACAUCAACUUAAAUAAAGUAUAUGGCAUGACAUGUAUGUAAUACCGCGCGAUAUCGUGAACCGGCGAGAGAAAUCUAAAAACUGAAAAUAACAUUGACUGCGGAAUAAAAAACUGAUCUCACUCGCCAGGAAAAUUAUAGUAUAACUUUAAAAUGCAUUUCAAACAAUCAUAAAUUCAUUGAAAAAAUCACACGAGACUCGUGUGUAUAUUGCAUACCACUUCACUGUAUUGUAACUUACGCAAUCAGAGAAGAAAAUCACACACUGUAGUGUAGACGAAAGUUCCCGCCUAACAAUGAGUUGAGGUAUAUUACAUGUGCAAAGGCAGACACUAUAUAUUAUAUAAUAUACACAGCCACUUCAAAAAAGGCCUGUUGCCUGCCCCUUGCAAACCUUUUCUCUGAACCUUAAACUCUAAAACUCUAAGCGUGCAAAGCUUAAUGUGAGCAUAAGUUUCAAGCUCAGUACUCUGCUUAGAAUUUAAUAACUAGCCGUGUACGUUUGGCAAUUAAGCCUGGCUAUAGACUAGUAUAUAUAGUGUGGACAGUUUAUCCCUAGCGAGGCCCAUGCACGCGUACAUACAUACCCGUGAUUUCAAAUGCAGGUUGAAGCCAGGCUGUAGAUUAUACCGGCACAAUGAUUACGAGAAAGGUUUGUAAAUCGACAGAAAUAUCACUCGACUGCGAUUGUGAAACGUUUCCUAACAAUGUGUUCGGAUUUAUCCGCGUGCAAACUAAGCUACAUAUCUUACAAACUAUGUAAAGCUACACGCGGUAAAAAGUAUGAUGAAAUGAUACUGUGCGAGAGAACUGAAAAAAAACUCUUGUCGGAAACGGCGCGCGGCUUGUGAUCGGAAUCGAAUGCAUACAUUAGUACUCACUAUUAUCAAUUGGCGAGCAAAAUCUAGCCGAACGAAACCCGCGCGCGACAGUUAUAUUAUAUAUACUAAGAAAUAACAGAACUCUUAAUAAUUAGGCAUAAGCUACUGUUGUGCUAAAGCUUGAAGCGAAAGUCGUCUCAAAUUGAUAUCAUUUAAAAAAGAAUCUACGUUAUGAUAUGCAUGUGAUACCGGCGAGCGAAAUGUAACUGAACGACCAAUCGCGCGCGCCACAGUCAGUAUAUUACAAGCAUUUAUUACAAAUAACAUUGACUGCGGAAUAAAAACACUCACUAGCCAGGAAAGUUCUAGUAAAACUUUAAUUAAUGUGGUCGUUGUAAACAAUCGUAAUCUCAUUGAAAAAAUCACACGAGACUCGACUCGUAUACAUGUCGAGUUUUCACUGCAUUUGUGUUACACACACACACAUCACUCAAGAAAAUCACGCACUGAAUGCGAAAGUUCCUAACAAUGUGUUCAGAUAUAUACACGUGCACUACAAUAUAUUUAUGUCAUUUGGCGAUUGAGUUAACAACUUAACUAACGUCCCUCGCGAUCCGAGCACAAGAGAAUGCGGAACCUGCCUUGCAUAUUUAUCCGAUGAACGGAUCGAUAUCCAACUGAACGAAACCUGCGCGCGACAGCAUGCACAUGGAGAAAUCGAUAACCUUAACUACGGAUGUAAAAAACCGCACUCGCUCGCCAAUAAAUACACAAACAGUACAGGCAUAUAUGAUGAGAGUGUAGGCGUCGCAUGCGAUCAAAAAUCACACGACGCCCGCACACAAUUAUUCGACAAUUAUAUUAUGUAUGUUGAAGCACACCCAACUGCAUAUUCGCCGUGUGUCUCUUACAAUCUGAACGCAAAGGAAAUUCUGAGCUUCUUGCGCCUAUAAUUAUGGCGUGCAAUAAUUAUGAAUCAAUCUCAGUUUUAAACGUCUAAUUAAACACCGCCUCGGCGCGGUUGUCGCCGUUUACUGGCUAACAUUUAUACGCGACGGAGUGAAAAUACAUUCUAUAAACAGGGAACAAUUGACAUAUACUGUUUUCCUUUAGCGGUACAAUGUAUAUUUUCCUGCUCUAAGAUCAAAGUUUGAUGUGGCGCGCGAGCACAUUUUGUGAGUUGCCAAGCCGGGCAGGAAAGCAACAUUUUACGAUGCAGACUAUUCAGCGUUCGUGAAAAUACAUUCUAAUGGCGAUAAAGGUCCACUGAAGCGCGCGACAAAGCUACGAUCGGCAUGCCAUAAAGAUUACGAUAUUAAAAAUUCUAAACCAACGAGACUGACUAGGUUUGUUUCACACUGUGUCCGGUUAAUAAUUUCUGCUCGCAACGCGCAAUGUACUCGUGCGCACAACAAGGCAAGUCAAUAUAGGCAAUUAAAAAACUAUAGCUAAAUUAUAGAAACGAACCUUUAAUUGUGCGAUGUGGAACUCUUGCUUCUUCACGCCAACCAAGACAUUCAUGCAGGCAGUCUAUAAACUUGUGUUCACGCCAGACUCUAGCAAAGUAAUGCAAUAUAAAUAGUAGCGCCUUGAAUAGCGCGCCCAAUUCGUAUUCAAAUCACGCGCGACGCAGAACUCUCAGGUUACAGCGCCAUCGGAUUGGUCGAUUUUCCAAGUUCCCCAUUGGUUGCAAACACUCAAUUCUCAUUGGUCCCCAUAAACAAAUUUUGAUCCUCGUUCAAUCUGAUGUUGAGUUUCUUAUCGUUCUUCACCUUUAGACCGGCAAGGAUCGAAAGAAGAAAACGACCACGAGAGACGUUUACUCACACAUCCUACCAAGAAAUUGUGGACAUCCACGAAU
Molecule: messenger RNA, 2790 nt
Organism: Paramuricea clavata
Lineage: Eukaryota; Metazoa; Cnidaria; Anthozoa; Malacalcyonacea; Plexauridae
Source: the annotation of a GenBank genome assembly